GGCUAUGUCUCGCUCUCUGCUGCCUGUCAGGGUUCCACUAAGACGUACCAGCAGGGGGCGUCCAAUGCCGACGUCUUUUUUCCGAGACCAUAUUUGUGACAUCAUCAUAUCGGUGUUUGACGUCCGUCCGACUGCGACCCGUCUACGGCCCUGACGUGACCUGAGCAUGAGCGGAAGACGUCAUCUGCGGAGCCACCGCUCACCAACAGCUGGCGCCGUUGAGAGCUGCCGUCCCGGCAUCAAGACCCUAAACGUGAGCCCCCUGUGGGCAGGUGUGCAGUGUAGCGUCGCACUGACCGGCUCCACCUGGUGGUGGUGAUGUGGACGUCAGUGAAACUGUUCUGAUCUGCAGCUCCAACUAUGAUAAAAAAAUAAAAUAAAAUAAAUAAUAAUAAAAAAACCAAACUCCCCCUUUAACGGUGUCGUAAAUCACACACAGGCAUUUUUUUACUGCUGAGUCCGAGUGUGUUGGUGUCUCUACAGGUAACACACACACACACGCACGCACGCACACACGCACGCGCGCCAAAACUCGCCUGUACAUUUCCACGUCACCUGGAGUCCAAACAUAAAUUUGGCAUCCUAUGCAAAUGCAGCUGACGUAAAAGAUCAUGUGGUUUUCGUCGUCGAUCCCCCCUAUGAGCAGCGAGCAGCCGUGCGCUGUUUCCCACUCGUGUCUUUAGGUUGAGCUAUGCUGCUGUCGGUGUUCGACCCAGCUCCGCCGCUGCCGCUGCCGCCGCCGCUGCUGCGUCUCUGCGCCCCGCUCCCGCUCUGCCGCUGCCGCGCCGCUCUGCCGCUGCCGGAGUCCCGGGAAUAAUAAAAAAAAAACUUCACGCAGCAGCAGCAGUCGAAGCCCCGCACAGCCUGAAGCGCCGCCUGAGCGCCGACGCCGUCUGUGAUGCCCUCCCAUGACCCUAGUGGCAGCUGACACUGCCCGCGAGUCGAAGACGUCUCAGCUCAUACGGUCCUGGGCCGGCGACACUGGCCGGUCCCCACCCUCACGCUGGAGACUCUAACUGCCCCCACCGACCUGUACCCUCCACCGCCACCAUCUGUAGUCAUCGGCAGUAAGACCCCCGACCAAAGCCUCCACAUCCUUCACCAGCACCAGCAGCAACAGCAGCAGCAACAGCAGCAGCAACAGCCAAAAACCACCAACUCUCCAACACAGUCAGCAGCACCAGCACCUUCGUCAGCACCAGCAGCCGUCAUGUCCAGCCGCAGAAAGUCCUCCAACCCCUGCAUGGUUCGGGUUGUCAACGACCUUCCUGAGGAGCAGCAGGAACCCGAGGAGGCCGUGGACAUGGAACGGUCAGCAGAUCAAUCCGAGUCUUCUCAAAAGAUUCAAGUCGACCAGCAGGAGGAGACACCGGAAAGUCAGACGGAAACGUCACCCGAGGAAAACCAAAACUCAGAGCCAUCGGAACAGGAGGAGCAGUUGCUCGAAGACGGCAAACCUCCUACUAUUGAAGAUGCAGAAUCCACAGACAAGGAAGAAGGAGGCGGCGAUUCGGAACCAGAGUCCCAGCAGAAGCCGGUCAGAGAGUACGAGUGCAAAUACUGUCCUUUUGUUACACAGAACCUUAAUGACUUCAAAGAUCACGUGGACUCAAGCCAUCCUUACGUCAUCCUUAACCCGCUGUACCUUUGUGCUCCCUGCAACUUCAACACCAAGAAGUUCGACUCCCUCAGCGAACACAACAGUGCCCGGCACCCAGGAGAGACCAACUUCAAGUUCAAGAGAAUCAAGACCAACAAUCAGACAGUUUUAGAACAGACAAUCGAGAGCAAGGACAAAUCAGCGGAAUCCGAAGUUGGAGAUGGACACGGUGAGAGCAGCGCUGGGGAGGUGCUCCGACAAGGACGUGGUCUAAAGAGCAGUCUGGAUGGUCUGAUUCAGAAAGACCAGAUCACAGCCGUUAACAUCAAUGGUACGGUCAUAAUCCCAGAACCCACCAUCCUUCAAGGGCUUUCCCAUGUCACACCCCUGCUCCAGCUCCCCCCCAACCUCAACUCUGUACCAAAAAUUGCCGUUCCCUUGAACACCACCAAAUACAACCCUUCGCUGGAUGACAACCUGACGCUGAUCACCUCCUUCAACAAGUUUCCAUACCCAACUCACGCUGAGCUCUCCUGGCUUACGGCAGCUUCCAAGCACCCGGAGGAGCAGAUCAAAGUCUGGUUCACCACCCAGAGGCUAAAGCAAGGCAUCACCUGGUCCCCAGAGGAGGUGGAGGAGGCAAGGAAGAAAAUGUUUAACGGCUCCAUUCCCCCCAACCACCAUAUGUUCACCAGCCAACCCUCGAGUCCCAUCUCCGUGCCGUCCACCAAAGUAUCAAAGCAGCCGGUUGUCCACACCACAGUCGAGCAUCCAGGUCAAGUCCGAACGGUGGUGUCCAAUGGGAUAGCUGUUGGCAUCGCGGGCACCAACUCUUCAGCCGCAGCUGUUAUUGGUUCUUGUCACACCCUUAAAAGACCCUUACAGUCACACAUGUCGGCCACAUUUGGCCCAGAGUCCAAGCGACCAAUCAUGGCCGUUGCCCCCCAUCCAGGUGAACCAAAAGACAGAGGACUAAUGGCUCCACCUCCACCGCCUCCACCUCCAAAGGAUCAAAGCCCCAAGGAGAUGAAGAGACCCGUAGCAGUUCCUCUGGUCUCCUCCGAGGUGAAGAGGCCGCCCCCUGCUGUGCCUUUAUUGCCACCGUCUCCGUCCUCUCCGUCCUUGUUGUCCAAAGGAAAGACACUUCCAACUUUAGGAAACACCAAAACCAAACCCCUGGUGUCACUCCCUUCCAUUGUUUUCCCAGAGUCCCUAACACGACCAAUGAUUGCUCCUCCUCCAAUCUUUGGUCCUCCUUUUAAAAACUCAUUGCUUAUUCCUCGCCAUCUGCCCCAGGCUUCAAAAGAGAAGAACCCCCUCAACAGCCCUGGCUUUUCAGCUUCUGAUCUGAAGGUCCAGAAUUCUCCGCCACACGUCGCACCACAGAUACGGAGGCCGGCCGUGAUUCAGUCCGUUCACCCUCCGUCUAAAAUCGCAGCUCCACUCCCAGGGUUUCCCCUGGAGGGCAAUAAAGGACUGGAGCAGCACGGAGCGGAUCUGAAGACCUGCUACAACAGAGGAGACCAGGUGCUGACUCCUCUGACGGAGGCCAAUGGUACGUCUCUACCAGACUCCGACUGGGUUCACAAUAACGGAGUCGUACAUUUGGACGGCGACGAGCCUCACCCAGAUUUCCAGCAGAAGUCCUCGGUGCUGACCCAGUUUCCUUUGCUAGAGAGGAUGAAGGGGAAGACCGCCGAACAGCUGAAGAUCCUGGAGGAGAACUUCCUAAGGAACAGUUUUCCUACACACAGUGAAGUAGACAAUCUGUCAGCCUCCACCCGUUUGUCCCACCAGGAGAUCGAGAGCUGGUUUGUGGAGCGACGGGCCCUGCGGGACAACCUGGAACAAGCACUCCUCAACUCCAUGGGCACCAAACGGAACGGUGCGGGUGGACUUGUAGCCAGCGUGGAGAAGCAACUGCAGCAAACUGUAAAACUGAAUGGGAUUCAGAAACCUAGUGCUGGGAUUGGGCACCUCAAAGCUGCAGCUCCUCCAAAACAGCGCCUCCCCAUGGUCCCAACACCCAGCUCCAACAUCAACUCCUGCUUAGUGCCUCCAGAUGGUCGAUGGCUGGCGCUCCUCAAGGGCGAUAUUGCUCAAACCCGGUGGCCUUCCCCUGAGGAGUUCAGUCAUCUGGAGGGUCGGACGGGACUGACCCGCACCGACCUGGCCCAUUGGUUCAACGAGAGUCGUCUGCAGACCGACAGCAGCGUGGACCUGUCGGGGCUUUUUCACGGUAGUGUGAUGAAUGGAGGACAGAGGGCGUCGCUGCGGCCCUCUGAAAAGACUCCCUCCAGCAACGUGCUGCAGUGUCAGGGUGGAGCCAUUACCUGCCCAAACAAACAAAUGGCUUAA
Molecule: messenger RNA, 3958 nt
Organism: Cynoglossus semilaevis (tongue sole)
Lineage: Eukaryota; Metazoa; Chordata; Actinopteri; Pleuronectiformes; Cynoglossidae
Product: zinc fingers and homeoboxes protein 2-like
Exons: 3
Coding region: 1211-3958 (915 amino acids)
Biological process (GO): regulation of transcription by RNA polymerase II
Cellular component (GO): nucleus
Molecular function (GO): DNA-binding transcription factor activity, RNA polymerase II-specific; DNA binding
Source: RefSeq, a predicted model, not a curated record